UGCCGUGAGACAGAAGGGCUCGUUCUUGCCUGUCUGCAGCUGGCUCGAGAUCCGAGUGGGCUUUCCGUUUGGAUGAAGCAGCGUGAAGCGAGUCUGCCAGUUGGUCUUCUGCCUCGAAAUGGACGAAGCGGCGAGUUGGAUGAACUGUAUCGGCCUCAACGGCGGCGGGGUGAUGUGAGGAGAGAGGAGAUGGUGCAAAGGGAUCCGAGUCUGCUCGAUGACUGUCUUGGAUCAAGCUUGCCAGUAAGCACGUCACUGUCUGACUGGACCGGCAAACGUGCCUGGCUGACUGCCACGCGUCUCAAGCCGACGAGCUGUCGCGUUGGAGUUGGUCUCACAGUGGUCACCUUGCAGGCUCCGUCUGAUACCGAGGCACCUCGAGCGACAGGCAAGAUGGCAAUCAAGAAGGUCCACGCACGUCAGAUCUAUGACUCUCGUCAGUGCCCAUGCUUAACUGUCGAAGUUGACUUGACCACUGACCUCGGUCUCUUCCGUGCCGGCGUCCCUUCCGGAGCUUCCACCGGCGUACACGAAGCUGUCGAGCUCAGAGAUGGCAAGAAGGCAGACUACAUGGGCAAGGGCGUCCUCAAGGCCGUCGCCAAUGUCAACGACACCCUCGGACCUGCGCUCAUCAAGUCGGGCCUCGACGUGACCGCCCAGGCAGAGAUUGACAAGCUCCUCAUUGACACCGACGGCAGCGACAACAAGGGCAAAUUGGGCGCCAAUGCCAUCCUCGGUGUCUCGAUGGCCGUCGCAAAGGCAGGCGCGGCAGCCAAGAAGGUCCCUCUCUACGUCCAUCUUGCACAAGUCUGCGGCUCAGGCGACAAAUAUGUCUUGCCUCUUCCCUGCAUGAACGUCAUCAACGGUGGCUCCCAUGCGGGCAACGCCCUCGCUUUCCAAGAGUUCAUGAUCUUGCCCACCGAAGCUGCCUCGUUCGAGGAAGCCAUGAAGGCCGGCUCGGAGACUUACCACCACCUCAAGAAAGUCAUCCAGACAAAAUAUGGCAUUGACGCCACCAAUGUCGGCGAUGAGGGUGGCUUUGCUCCCAAUGUCAAGGGCGCAGAAGAGGCUCUCGAAAUUCUCACGGAAGCAAUUGAAAAGGCGGGCUACACCGGCAAGAUCAAAAUCGCACUGCAAGUCGUCCUGGAUGUUGCCUCCUCGGAGUUCUACAAGGAUGGCAAGUACGAUCUUGACUUCAAAAACCCCAACUCGGAUUCUAGCAAAUGGCUGACCGGCAAAGAGCUUGCUGACGUCUACCUGGAGAUGGUGAACAAGUACCCCAUCGUGUCCAUCGAGGAUCCUUUCGACCAAGACGACUGGGAAGCCUGGUCUCACUUUACCGCCAACUCUGGCAUCCAGAUUGUCGGCGACGAUCUCACCGUCACUAAUCCAGUCCGCAUCAAAUCUGCGAUUGAGAAGAAGGCCUGCAACGGCCUCUUGCUCAAGGUCAACCAGAUUGGAACGAUCACCGAGUCUAUCGAAGCGUCUCGUCUUGCGCAAUCUGAUGGAUGGGGCGUCAUGGUUUCGCAUCGUUCGGGGUCAACGGAAGACACUACGAUUGCAGACAUUGCAGUCGCACUUGGCGUUGGACAGAUCAAGACGGGCGCGCCCUGCCGUUCCGAACGUGUCGCAAAGUACAAUGCCUUGCUCCGCAUCAGCGACGAACUAGCGCAAGCAGGCACACCGGCAAGCUACGCAGGCAGCAAAGGUCUCUCCGCGGGCAAGACGGCGCCAGCGCUGCUCAAGAAGUAA
Mixia osmundae IAM 14324 is the source of this 1752-nucleotide messenger RNA. RefSeq lists its product as uncharacterized. Gene Ontology annotation, molecular function: magnesium ion binding; phosphopyruvate hydratase activity. The record is from RefSeq and is a predicted model, not a curated record. The annotation marks the transcript as partial. Gene Ontology annotation, cellular component: phosphopyruvate hydratase complex. Lineage: Eukaryota; Fungi; Basidiomycota; Mixiomycetes; Mixiales; Mixiaceae. The transcript has 13 exons. Gene Ontology annotation, biological process: glycolytic process.